CCCAAAUUUAAAACCAUAUGUUCUUUUCUCUUUGUAACUUUUAUAUUGUUUUACACUUUCGGUUAUAAAAGUGGCAUCUAUAUAUCUUCAUAUUCAAAACCAUGAUCAACUGCUCCUUCUAAGCUUUUAACUUCUAUAGCUCUUUUUUUUUCAGUUCAGAUUUACACCAUUUUAUAUAAAAUAUCAUGUCUUCCAUUGAAGAUGUGAAGCACUUGCAGAUUCCUCUCCAAGAAUUAUCAGAUGCGACUAACGCAUUUUCUGAAGCGAAUUUUCUUGCAAGGGGUGGAUUUGGGAUGGUCUACAAAGGCGUAUCUGCUAAACAUGGCAACAUCGCCAUAAAGAUAUUGGAUCCUGGGCUAGGCCAAGGAGACAAGGAAUUCCGAACAGAGAUCGCUUUACUCUCGGUUUAUAAACAUGAAAAUAUCGUCUCACUUCUUGGAUUUUGUGACGAGGAUGGGAAGAAGAUACUUGUUUACAAGUAUGAAAGCAAUGGGAGUCUAGACAAACAUUUGGAGCGCAAAGAUCUAACUUGGAUCCAAAGGCUUCAGAUUUGUCUAGAUGCUGCUCGUGGAUUGCAGUAUCUUCAUGAUGAUGUUGAACCUCAUCGUAGGAUUCUCCAUCGUGACGUCAAAAGCUCCAACAUUCUUUUGGAUGAGAACUGGAAAGCUAAAGUCUCUGAUUUUGGGUUGUCCAAAAUGGGUCCAACGAAUACUCAGUCUACCUAUCUAGUCACUAGAGUGUGUGGCACGCCUGGAUAUAUUGAUCCAGACUACCUGAAUACCGGUUUUCUCACACAAAAAUCUGAUGUUUACUCUUUUGGAGUAGUGUUGUUUGAGGUUCUAUGUGGAAGGCUAUCACGUGUUACAAAGUACAACGACAAGCGUGAAUAUUUGAUUAAUUUGGUCAAAAUACAUCGCGGAAGGAAAACAUUAGAUGAGAUCAUUGAUUCCAAUAUACGGAAACAGAUAAAGAAGGCUUCGUUAGUUACGUUUUCAAGCAUUGCCUACCAAUGUUUGAAAAGCGGAAAUGAACGUCCAACAAUGAAGAAGGUCGUGAAACAACUACAGAAAGCUCUUGAUGAACAACUACUUGACGGUGAUGGUAAACGCUUGAAGACUUUGGCGCUUGAAAAUGAGAACCCAGAAUCUAAACCAAAAGUUGAAAGAAGUACAAGCAAGAAAACAAAAAACAGUGUAAAACUACCGGAACCACCCAAACAAGAUUACAUUCAUGUUAGAGCAAGAAGAGGUCAGGCCACUGGAAGCCACAGUCAAGCAGAAAGGGUUAGAAGAGAGAAGAUAGAAGAAAGAAUGAAAAUUCUUCAAGAUCUUGUCCCUGGUGGUAAUAAGGUUACUGGGAAAGCACCAUUGCUUGAUGAGACAAUUAACUACAUUCAAUCACUACAGCAACAGGUCGAGUUUGGUCAACAAUCGUUCGACAUGGUUGAGGUGUCGUUUGCUUCACAACCCACAAGGGAAUAUAGUAACGGAUCAUCACUAGAAUGGUUGCGCAUGAAAAUCGGUGGCAUCGCUGAAAGAACAACAAUAUUUCAUCAAUGGCAAUAAAUACUCACUAAAAGAGGCCAUGAAAUAGGUAGACUUUGAUAUCUAAAUUGAGCUAAUGAUUUGGAGAUUACCGGAAAGAAAAGGCUAUAUAUGUUUAAACUAAAUAUAUAUCCAUAUUUUCGUUUUACAAGAUGAAUGUGUGUAUGUAAGCAUGUAUUUUUUUUUUUUGCUAAUAUGUCUGUUUACUCGCAAACAACUUG
This is a messenger RNA of Helianthus annuus (common sunflower), 1765 nucleotides long. RefSeq names its product probable receptor-like protein kinase At5g38990. Gene Ontology annotation, molecular function: ATP binding; transmembrane receptor protein tyrosine kinase activity; protein dimerization activity. Gene Ontology annotation, biological process: protein autophosphorylation. Bases 186 to 1565 code for a protein of 459 amino acids. NCBI's taxonomy places the organism in Eukaryota, Viridiplantae, Streptophyta, Magnoliopsida, Asterales, Asteraceae. The transcript is spliced from 5 exons. The record is from RefSeq and is a predicted model, not a curated record. Gene Ontology annotation, cellular component: plasma membrane; plasmodesma.